Poecilia latipinna (sailfin molly) is the source of this 1214-nucleotide messenger RNA. RefSeq names its product UBAP1-MVB12-associated (UMA) domain containing 1 (gene umad1). The record is from RefSeq and is a predicted model, not a curated record. The coding region runs from base 367 to 810 and encodes 147 amino acids. NCBI's taxonomy places the organism in Eukaryota, Metazoa, Chordata, Actinopteri, Cyprinodontiformes, Poeciliidae. The transcript has 4 exons.
UGAAUCCCUAGAAACAAUAAACAGUUCCGCUGAAUGUCUCGAACAGAUUCAUUUGUAACAGAACUACAGGUGUUGUUAUUAGUUUCCCUUCGACAAACGGAGCAGGUAGAAGUUAGCCAUAGAACCAAAAUAACACUUCACGGAGGUUAUUGCAGAAAGUGCUGACGGAAGGUAGUUCGAUCUGUAGAGUCGAUAGCUUCACGCCAAGGAAGAAUAAUAUUAGAGCUCUUAAAGAAGUUAACGUUCAGAGGAGCCAUGAUGAAUUGACUGUCAGCGCUCUGUCGACUUCAGGAGGCUCAACAGUAAGGGCGACAUUACGAAAACAUUAAAACGACCGGGAGAAGUUAAGCCUUUACACUGGAAACCAUGCUUCAGUUUUUGGGACUACGGAAGGACGCCAAGAAGUCAACAUCUGACAAGGAAGCGGAUGGAGGCUUCGUCAUUGUUGGAGAGACCACUGAAGAACAAAGGCAGAGGGUUAAAACUGUAAACACUGGACAGCCUUCUACAAAUGUCAUAGUCCAACCAUCAAAGUUACCCUAUCCAGCUCCAUCUCAAACAGCUGAUGCAAAUCCACCUCCAGUUUUACCUGAUGUGGGACCAGCAGGCGGCCUUCAGUCUGCGGAAGUCACUUCAGCGCUGCCGGAUCUUCUCGGAGACGUCCCCUUCACGUUAGCUCCUCAUGUCCUGGCCAUGCAGGCCGGGUCCAGCGUGGUCCCAGAUGUCCUGCUGUCCAGAGACGUAAACUACAACCUGGCUAGUUUCCAGUAUGACUUCACCUUAGAAAAUUCUGUGCUCCACAACAGUUAGUCUGUUUGGGUUUUGACAUCAUUAGGAGCUCCCACUCUCGAGAAGUGGGCUGAUUUUGACAGUUCACAAUUAAACUAAUCAAAAAGUAAAAGGAAACUGAUUAAACAGUUGCAGAGAACCGUAUAGCUUUACCAUUCUCUAGUUGGCUCCUUUUUGUCUUCUUUUUAAAUCUGAAAUGGAAAAUAGUUGAUUCAGGUUUCAUACCAUGUUACUGGAGAGGAGCCCAGUUUAAUUCAACAGUUAAGUUACCUGUAAUUCAGUGAAGAAUAAUGUAUCAUUUGUAUCAGUGCUGCUGUCGGUCAUUUGUUCCAGAAAAAGUCCCAUUUAUUCCUCCUUUGGCUCCAGGUUUUUGUCUGAUAAAAGAUUUGAUCCUGACUCAUGUUUAGCUGUAUGACGGUCUGAUU